Molecule: messenger RNA, 1751 nt
Organism: Epinephelus moara (kelp grouper)
Lineage: Eukaryota; Metazoa; Chordata; Actinopteri; Perciformes; Serranidae
Gene: ndnl2
Product: necdin-like 2
Exons: 10
Coding region: 297-1100 (267 amino acids)
Cellular component (GO): nucleus
Source: RefSeq, a predicted model, not a curated record
GGAUAUUCACACUGAGCCGGUCUUUAUUACUCUGACAGCGUUAGUGCAGUCUGCGGAAACAGAGAAGUGAAUGUUGAUUUAGUACGUUUUGAUUUAAAGCAGCUAAUUAGCUCUAAAGUUACCGAAGCUAACGUUACUUUAGCAUUAACGGUUGUUACUUCCGUGUCCUCCGGUCCCGUUUAAUCCCAGCUGCAGUUGCUGUUCUUGGUUUGUUUUGAAGCUGAAUGAAGCCCACAGAGCUGAGCCUGAGCUGACCGUGGUUAUAUCGGAUUGUGUUUAUCAGGCAGCGUGUCGCCAUGACGCAGAGAAAGAGGCUGUCCAACACACAGAGCUCCUCUCAGAGUAAGAGGCAUUCGGGCCCUGUAGUGUCUCUGGAUGAUGAUGAUGACACAACCUUCACUCAGCCGAGUACGACACAGGUCCAGAGAGGGCUGGAGAAGCUCACACCUGCACAGGUCGACCAGAAGACAGCUGAGGUGGUGCAGUACUUCUUGGUGAGGGACCAAAAGAAGAUUCCUGUGCGCAGAGCAGACCUCGUGAAACACGUGGUGAAAGAGUACAGAAACAUCUACCCUGAGAUCAUGAAGAGAGCGUCACGUACUUUUGACCAGGUUUUUGGCCUUAAAAUGGUUGAAAUCGACGCCAAAAAUCACAUGUACAUACUCAUCAAUAAGCUGGAGACGGUCGAGGGGACCUCACCGAUCAACCCCACCAAUCCAAAGAUGGGUCUGCUGUUUGUGAUCCUGAGUGUUAUUUUCAUGAAAGGAGGCGUUGUCAGAGAAAACCUCAUCUGGAACACUCUUAAGAAACUCCGUGUUGACCCCGGAGAGAAACACGAAGACUUUGGUGAUGUAAAGAAGGUGGUCACAGACGAGUUUGUGCGCCAAAGGUACCUGGAGUACGGGCGAAUCCCUCACACAGAGCCGGUGGAGCACGAAUUCCGAUGGGGUCAACGUGCUGAAGUUGAAGUGUCGAAAGCCAAAAUCCUGGAGUUCAUGGGUGAACUUCAUGAACAGGACCCUCAGAGCUGGAGCCAGCAGUACAGAGAGGCCCACUCCGUCUCCAGCUCCACACAGCCCAGCACCAGCAGCCAAAGAUAACUCUGCUACUGAGAAUACUUUUUUUAAAUUUAUUUUGGUUGUUGAUGCUGGAAGAGAGAAGCUGCAUCUUUUCUUUUUUAAUUUGUGUACAGCGAAGAUGAAUCUACUGUUACAAAGCCAAGGAGUCUGUUUAAACUAUCAGUUCAUAUCUUCAUACUUUAGCUUUUAGUCUAAUGACAUUUAAUAUGACACACAAUUAGUCAGGUAUUCAUUUUUUAUUUUAUUGCCUGGACUUUAAAGAUAACAGUUCUUUGUUCAAGUUCAGAAAAUAAAAUCCUUUUUACAUUAGAUUCUACAUCAGUGAUUGCAUUUAUUAACACUGUCUUUUCAUUCAUUUCUCUCACAUACACUCAUUACUGUUAGACAGGACUGUGUUCUUGUCUCUCUUAUAUCCCACUCGCUACGUAUAACAGGACACACAGGCACCAUUGCACAUGUACAUACAGAAAAGAGACAGCACGAGUUCACUGGUUCGACACUGUGGAUUUGUUACCACUGACUUUAAGAACUGAACAAGUGUUUCAAAGGACGGCUUGAUAGUUAAGAUCCUAGUUUUCUGACUGAUACUCAUCACACACUGUGGUAAGAAGUACAAGCAAGUAUUUACACUGUACUGUGUGCUGGCAACCUUUUCUUUUUUCUUUUUUUUUU